Scomber japonicus (chub mackerel) is the source of this 2192-nucleotide messenger RNA. RefSeq names its product family with sequence similarity 78 member Ab (gene fam78ab). The record is from RefSeq and is a predicted model, not a curated record. The coding region runs from base 449 to 1300 and encodes 283 amino acids. NCBI's taxonomy places the organism in Eukaryota, Metazoa, Chordata, Actinopteri, Scombriformes, Scombridae. The transcript is spliced from 2 exons.
AGCCUAUGACAAAAAGAGAGAGAAUAUGACGCCAACCUGUAAGGCUAGUACUUUUUGUUAAUUAUUUAGCUCAUAAUUAACCUGAACCUUUUACGCGCACCUUUCCAGUGGAUGCAUGUUGCCAAAAGCUCAUGUAGCCUAUUUGUGCGCAUUCAGGAGGCAAUGAGUUGUAACUUGACAGCAUGAAAACACAAGUGCUCGGAUAAGGAAAGUUAUUGUAUCUGCACUUAUUUGGCGAAGUUGCUUUUUACGCACCGGAAAGCAUGAUGCGCUCUACAUAUAUGAAGAUUUUCUAGGCCUGCCCUCUUCUUUCUGACAGUAAUUUUGGAUCAAAGGUGCAUGGCUUUUUAAUGAGACAAUCUGCUAUGAAUAAACGCCUUUUAUAACAGUAAGCAAAUUUUUUUUGGGCGAAACAUGAUCCAAUUUUGGUGAUUUUCUUGCUGUCCCCAUGCGUCUUUCUCCUUCUCCAGACCUCUGGACGUUGUUGUGGAUUGUGUUGCUAUUUAAUGCAAUGGGCUGUAUCCAGAGUAUCAGGUGUAAGCCCAAGAGUUUCCGAGACAGUAUCAUCGUCCUGGAGGUGAACACUUCCAUCGACUCCAACCCCACCAGCAUCGACGAGUCAUCCAGCGUGGUCCUGCGCUACAGGACACCGCACUUCCGAGCUUUUGCCCGUGUCCUGGUGCCACCAGUAGCCGGAAGAGAGACAUGGACCAUCGGCUGGAUUCAAGCUUGUAACCACAUGGAAUUUUACAACACGUAUGGAAACAAAGGGAUGUCAAGCUGGGAACUGCCGGACCUGCGUGAUGGCAAGAUCCAGGCCAUCAGCGACUCAGAUGGUGUCAACUACCCUUGGUAUGGCAAUACCACGGAGACCUGCACCAUCGUAGGCCCCACCAGGAAGGACAGCAAGUUCAACGUUAGUAUGAAUGACAAUUUCUACCCCAGUGUGACCUGGGGUGUGCCGGUCAGCGACAGCAAUGUGCCUCAGCUUAGCAGCAUCCACCGAGACCAGAGCUUUACAACCUGGCUGGUGGCCAUCAACCAGGCCACCUCAGAGACACUUGUCCUGCAGACAGUCCGCUGGAGGAUGCGACUUCACAUCCAAGUGGACCCAGAGAGGCCUUUGGGCCAAAGGGCUGUUCUAAAGGAGCCCUUCGCCCAGGAACAGCCUCAGAUCCUGGGCAAGAAUGAGCCCAUCCCCUCUAAUGCCAUGGUCAAGCCCAAUGCCAAUGACGCCCAGGUGCUGAUGUGGCGGCCAAAGAAUGGUGACCCUGUGGUGGUCAUCCCCCCCAAAUACUGACCUGUUUCACUGACCAGACUGGCCUUGGAUACCUGAACAGUAUCAUCUUUUUUUUUUACCCUUCUUUUAUACCUGCUAUUCACCAGCUCUCACUGCUUUAACCCUUCUUUGAUAUUUAUUUUCUUCUUUUUUGCCUCUUUAUUCUUUCCUCUUAUGUUUAAAAAACAGGAAAAAAAAACAGGCAGAGACAAAUGAAAGCAGGACGAAACCAGCUCUGAAAAAAGACCAGUUGUUGCUUUGAGGUGGGGCUACUUUCAAAACUGGAGUGAAAAAAACUGCAACCAUUCUACCUUCAAACUGGAUCGGGCCUCACUGUGCUAAAAUGAAGUCACUGCAAAAAUGAAAACAAGAGGAUUUCUUGUUUUUUUAUUUUAAUUUUGUAUUUUGGCUGUUUGGGCCAAGUGAUAUGGAGUUUGUGAGUGUGGUAUUGAAGUAUUUACAUGACCAUGUCUGCGUACAUGCUACAUACAUGGAUAUGCACAGACUUUGUGUAUGAAUACCAGUUGUGUUUUUAUUUAUGGGCUGGGAGAGAGUGCAUUUAAAUGUGUUUGUUGUUGUGUCUUUCACAUGACGAAUUGCAUUGGGUGACAUAGAUUUUAGUACUUUUUUAAUAACAUGCAAGACAUUCAAUCCAUGCUGCCUUAAGUUUACAUUGCUUUCCACUGCAAACGUUUUAGCCUUAAACUAAGUGCAAUGCAGUAUUAUGCUCAUUUGUCCCAUCUCUUCCAGACUGUUGGUGCUGGCAUGUGUGGGUUUAGGACAGGAACAAUACCACAGAAGAAGACCAGGGUCAGAAAUCCUGGAUUUUGUAUCGAGUUGAAUUUAGUUGACUAUUAUAUUGACUCACAAGUACAACUGGCAUUAUGUGUAGACACAGUUACACAAUCAGUCU